This is a messenger RNA of Meloidogyne enterolobii, 747 nucleotides long. The record is from the annotation of a GenBank genome assembly. Lineage: Eukaryota; Metazoa; Nematoda; Chromadorea; Rhabditida; Meloidogynidae.
AUGUGUUGCACAAAUGAAGAUUAUUUAAAACCUUUGACGAAAGGCAUUUGGUGUUUAAAUUGGGGGAAGGCUUUGGGAAAGGAAUGCACUACAAAUAAUGAAUGUAAAAGUUUCAAAAGGCCGCAGGCUUCUUGUGUUGAUGGGGAAUGUUGUACUCGUCCGAGGGAAGUAAUUGAAGAGGAGAAGGAGGAAGGUGAAAGUGAUUUGAUUUUGAAAGAAUCAAGUGAAGAAAGUGAGGAAAAUGAAAAAGAAAAGAAGAAAAAUAAAAGUAAGGAGGAGGAUGAAAUGGGAAAUGAAGAAGAUAAAUAUGAAGAGGAUUUUGAGGAUUUUAAAAGUUUGGAGUCUGGUGAAGAUUUGGAAGAAGAUUUUGAUAGAGAUUCAAAUGACGAUAUUGAUGUAAAUAAUCAGAAUAAAUUUAUGACAAAAGAAUUAAGUGAAGGACGAAGAAUUUGUAGGAGUAAAGGCCUUCUCUACAAAAAAGUUCGAAGAUGUUCUCCAAAUUUAACUUGUGGAAAUAAAUAUAUAUUUUUGUGUAUUUCUGGUCAUUGUUGUUUAAAAAAAGAGGAAAAUUAUGAGGAGGAUUUAAAUGAAGGUAGAAUACCUUUUGCCCCUUUCGGUUUUUGUCUUUUAACAAGAAAAUAUCGAAGAUUUAUUGGAAGAUUAUGUAAUAAAAUAUCAGAUUGUCCCAAAGCUUUUGAUGUUAAUAGAAAAAGAGUGCCGAUUCGUUGCUUGAGAGGUUUGAAUUAA